AAUUCGUGGAGGCCCCUCACGCCUCUGACCUUGUGAACUUGGAGCCCGUUGUCAUUGGAGCGGGCGCGCGGCGGCAACCGCCGGAAACUUCCCUGGCGCGGGGGCGCCGGUUCGCUCUACGGUCGCGUCCCUCUCGCUCUUUUAUAACCUCGGAAACUACUACUCUGCAGUUCAUCCGUGCAAAUUCCCCUGUAUUUUCACUGCGCCGAGAGUCUCAGAGACGCUCGGACUUGUGGCAAUGGCGUCCAACCUCAGCAUGCACUUGAAGCACUGCUGCUCGCCGCCGUCCCUCCGAUCCUACUUCGCCGAGUUCAUCUCCACCUUCCUCUUCGUGUUCACCGCCGUCGGCUCCGCCAUCUCCGCCAGGAUGCUCACGCCCGACGUCACGUCCAACGCCACGUCCCUGGUGGCCACCGCCGUCGCGCAGUCGUUCGGGCUCUUCGCCGCGGUGUUUGUCGCCGCCGACGUCUCCGGCGGCCACGUCAACCCGGCCGUGACCUUCGCCUUCGCCAUCGGCGGCCACAUCGGUGUCCCGACCGCCAUCUUCUACUGGACGUGCCAACUGCUCGGCUCCACGCUCGCCUGCCUCGUCCUCCACUUCCUCUCCGCCAGCCAGGCCGUGCCGACGACGAGGAUCGCGGUGGAGAUGACCGGGUUCGGCGCGUCGAUCGUGGAGGGGGUGAUGACGUUCUUGCUCGUGUACACCGUGCACGUCGCCGGCGACCCUCGUGCACAAGGCAGGAAGGGGCUCGCGACGACGGUGCUGGGCGCGCUGGUGGUCGGGCUCGUGACGGGCGCCUGCGUGCUGGCGGCGAGCUCCCUCACGGGCGCGUCCAUGAACCCCGCGCGGUCGUUCGGGCCGGCGGUUGUCAGCGGCGACUUCAAGAACCAGGCCGUGUACUGGGCCGGCCCCAUGAUCGGCGCAGCCGUGGCGGCGCUGGUACAUCAGAACCUGGUGUUCCCGUCCGCGCCGGAGCCGCUGCCGCACGAGUCGCGGCAUGGGAGCGUGCUAACAGUGGUGGUGUGAUUUGUGACCUCGUAUUUGCUGAACUUCUAGUAGUGUUAGUGUGUUAUAAUUGUUUCAGGAUCAGGACUAAUGUGUGUUUGUAAUGGUUAUAUGUGUGAUGUUCGUGCAAUAAUCAAAGCAUGGAUGUAAAUUAUCUGUAGCUUUUUGAGUACUAUUAUCAUAAUGUGUGUUUGUAGCUUUGCAAUAAUGGAAGCAUGCUUGUAAAU
Messenger RNA from Triticum dicoccoides, 1233 nucleotides. RefSeq names its product probable aquaporin TIP5-1. The record is from RefSeq and is a predicted model, not a curated record. The coding region runs from base 239 to 1027 and encodes 262 amino acids. Gene Ontology annotation, biological process: transmembrane transport; water transport. Gene Ontology annotation, cellular component: membrane. Gene Ontology annotation, molecular function: water channel activity. Lineage: Eukaryota; Viridiplantae; Streptophyta; Magnoliopsida; Poales; Poaceae. The transcript has 5 exons.